Molecule: messenger RNA, 4484 nt
Organism: Salvelinus namaycush (lake trout)
Lineage: Eukaryota; Metazoa; Chordata; Actinopteri; Salmoniformes; Salmonidae
Product: probable cation-transporting ATPase 13A3
Exons: 32
Coding region: 226-3888 (1220 amino acids)
Biological process (GO): intracellular calcium ion homeostasis; polyamine transmembrane transport
Cellular component (GO): late endosome membrane
Molecular function (GO): P-type ion transporter activity; ATPase-coupled monoatomic cation transmembrane transporter activity; ATP hydrolysis activity
Source: RefSeq, a predicted model, not a curated record
UUGAAUGAACCAGUUUCGGACGGUCUGUACGCGCAUGGAAUAUACCACAGCACAUUGUCAAUAUUGCACACGCGCCCUUUCUGUGGACACUUUACAGGCCACAUAAAUUGUAGAAGACAUUUGUGCGCGGUGAAAUUCUGAAUCCGUAUUUUUCCCGCAAUAUGAGUGAUUUCUGACAGCAAGAGGCCAGAGGGUUCUGUGAGACCUUUAAACACUUCUGAAAGGAUGGAGAAGAAUGACGUGAAGAUCAUCAACCAGGGUCUGGAGGACGAGAUGGAGGUGUGGGGUUACCGGCCGUGCCCCUGGAAGAUGGUUCUGGUGGCCGUUGGGGCGGUGUGCACCGGGGGGCUGCUGCUUCUGGUGCUCUAUUGGCUGCCUGAGUGGGGAGUGAGAGGGACCUGCACACGGACCCCCUUCAUCAGGGAGGCCCAGACACUGCUGCUAAGAUCCACGGACGAGUUUAGGAGGUGGUUCCGGGCCAAGGUACAUGUGAUGCUAGCCCCUGGAAAGAGACCCUUUGACGGUGUCGAUCUCCUAAGCCCUCUGCACAUACCUAAUGGGGACAGUAUACACUCCUUCAGUGCCCUCCAAGAUGAACAUCAGGGAAAAUACAUCCAUAUCCAGCCAGUUCAGGUUUGCUACUUCACCCACCACAGCACAAAAUACUACUGGAAUGAUCUGCUUCAGAAUUUUGAAGUGUUUAAAGGUUUGGAGGAUGUCAGGGUGACUUGUUCCAGCAUCCACACUGACCACAGCUCUGGUCUCAGCAAACUACUUCAGGACUACAGGAGACUGUUCUUUGAAGUGAAUGAGAUAGCAGUUAGGGUGCCAUCUGUGUUCAAGCUACUCAUAAAAGAGGUCCUGAAUCCGUUCUACAUAUUCCAGCUCUUCAGCGUGAUUCUGUGGAGCAUUGAACAGUAUUACUACUACGCCGCUGCCAUAGUCUUCAUGUCUGUCAUAUCCAUAGCUACCUCGCUGUACACCGUCAAGAAGCAAUACAUCAUGCUGCAUGACAUGGUGGCGACCCACAGUAUUGUACGUGUCUCAGUGUGCAGAGGGACGCUCGAUGUCGAGGAGGCCAUGUCCACAGAGCUGGUCCCUGGUGAUGUCAUCGUCAUCCCGGCCAAUGGAAUGAUCAUGCCCUGUGACGCCGUGUUGGUUCAUGGAAACUGCAUCGUCAACGAGAGCAUGCUGACAGGUGAGAGUGUGCCUGUCACCAAGACCAGCCUACCCAGCUCAGGAGAAGAUGGGGCUGGCCUCUAUAGCAUAGAGGAACACAAGAGACACACGCUGUUCUGUGGCACUCACGUCAUUCAGACCCGCUUCUACACCGGGGAACUGGUCAAGGCCGUGGUGGUCAGGACUGGUUUCAGCACAGAGAAGGGCCAGCUGGUGCGCUCCAUCCUGUACCCCAAGCCCACUGACUUCAAGCUGUACAGAGAUGCCUAUCUCUUCCUGCUCUGUCUGGUGGGAGUGGCCGGCAUUGGCUUCAUCUACACGAUCGUCCUCAGCAUCAUAAACCAGGUUCCAGCCAAAACCAUAGUGGUUGAAUCUCUGGACAUUAUCACCAUCACGGUGCCCCCGGCGCUGCCUGCAGCCAUGACAGCUGGCAUCGUCUAUGCCCAGCGCCGGCUGAAACGUGUGGGUAUCUUCUGCAUCAGCCCCCAGAGGAUCAACAUCUGUGGCCAACUCAACCUCGUCUGCUUCGACAAGACUGGUACUCUCACUGAAGAUGGUUUGGACCUUUGGGGGAUCCAGAGAGUUGAAAAUGGCAGUUUCUCUCCCCCAGAGGAUGACCCAGCCAAUGAGACCCUAGUCAGGUCCUCGUUUGUGUCUUGCAUGGCCACUUGCCACUCUCUGACCAAGCUAGAGGGAGAACUCUCCGGAGACCCACUGGACCUCAAGAUGUUCAACGCUACAGGCUGGAUUCUAGAGGAGCCAACAGAGGAAGAAACAGCCCUACACAAUCCCAUAAUGCCCACCGUGGUGCGGCCACCCAAACAGGUGCUCCCAGAGGUCAACCAGGAAGUCAAUCUAGCACAGAACAUGGAGCUGUCUGAGCUGACGUUGUCCUAUGAGAUUGGGAUCGUCCGGCAGUUUCCAUUCUCGUCAGCUCUACAGAGGAUGAGUGUGGUGGUCCGGAAGCUGGGGGAGAAGCGCAUGGACGCCUACCUCAAGGGGGCGCCAGAGGUUGUGGCCAGCCUCUGCGCAGAGGACACAAUACCAGAGAGCUUCACAGAGACCCUGGAGUCUUACACCAGGCAGGGAUUCAGAGUCAUAGCCUUGGCCCAUCGCCAGCUGGAGGCCAAACUCUCCUGGCACAAGGUCCAGAACCUCAACAGAGAUCUCAUAGAGACCAAUAUGGAGUUCCUUGGGCUCAUAAUCAUGCAAAACAAGCUAAAGGAAGAGACUGCUGGGGUUUUAAAAGACCUACGACGUGCAAACAUCCGCACUGUGAUGGUUACAGGCGAUAAUAUGCUAACCGCUAUAUCAGUAGCCAGAGACUGUGGGAUGAUAACCCCUCAUGAGAGGGUCAUCGUAGCAGACGCCACACCUCCCAAAGACAUCCAGCCUGCUACGAUCAAUUGGCACUACACAGAGAACCACGCCACCAGCAAAGACAACCGUGUUGAGUCAGUGGAAAUCAGCCUUGAGGAUGUGGGCCAUGUGGCUUAUGGUGAGCAGUACAAGCAGCAGGAGCAGGGCUACCACUUUGCCAUGAGUGGCAGGUCCUUUGCUGUCAUCACCGAACACUUCCCUGACCUAGUCCAAAAGCUGGCACUGCGUGCCACAAUAUUCGCCCGCAUGGCUCCUGACCAGAAGACUCAGCUGGUAGAGGUCCUACAGAGUGUGGACUAUACUGUAGGGAUGUGUGGUGAUGGUGCCAAUGACUGUGGCGCCCUAAAGAGAGCUCACAGUGGGAUCUCUCUGUCAGAGUUGGAGGCCUCAGUCGCCUCCCCCUUCACCUCCUCCACCGCCAACAUCUCCUGUGUGCCCAACCUCAUUAGAGAGGGGCGAGCUGCUCUCAUCACCUCCUUCUGUGUGUUCAAGUUCAUGGCCCUGUACAGCAUCAUCCAAUACCUCAGUGUCACGCUCCUCUACUCUAUCCUCAGCAACCUGGGAGACUUCCAGUUCCUCUUCAUUGACGUUGCUAUCAUUCUGAUCAUUGCCUUCACAAUGAGUCUGAACCCAGCGUGGAAGGUUCUGGUGGCGCGGCGCCCCCCGUCCAGUCUAAUCUCAGGCCCUCUGCUGUUCUCCGUGCUGACCCAGAUCCUCACCUGUCUGGCCUUCCAGGUCCUGGCCUUCGUCUGGGUCCGGGGCCAGAGCUGGUACGAGAAAUGGACGCCCCUCUCAGAUGCCUGUAAUGUUUCCAGUGCCAAUCUCACCCAUGGUCCCAACAUAACGUUACAUGUCGACCACAAGAACAUCAAGAACUAUGAGAACACUACACUCUUCUACGUCUCCUCCUUCCAGUACCUGGCAGUGGCCAUCAUCUUCUCCAAGGGAAAACCGUUCAGACAGCCAAGCUAUAAAAACUGGCCGUUCAUGCUAUCCUGUAUGGCUCUGUACAUAUUCCUCUUCAUGAUCAUGCUGUAUCCUGUUCCUGCCAUCGACAAUUUCCUGGAGAUUGUGUGUGUUCCCCAUGAAUGGCGCAUAACAGUGGUCAUCAUUGUCCUAGUGAACGCUGCUGUGUCUUUCCUAUUGGAGUCUGCUAAUGAGCAUUGGUGCACGGCGUUCCUCUCCUGGCUGUUCUAUCGGAAGGGGAAGACCCCCAGAGUGCGCUACAUGCAAGUCGCCCAGGAGCUGCAGGAGGACCCCAACUGGCCCCCCAAACCUGCUACCGUCACCUACACCACCAGCACCCCCCUCCACACUGUCAGCAUGUGACACAUGGCCACACCCACAUAUAGCUGCAACAUUUUUUUAUAUAACUAGGCAAGUCAGUUAAUAGCAAAUUCUUAUUUACAAUGAUGGCCUACACCAGCCAAAGCCGCCAUAUGGUACUCUUGAUCAUGGCCAGUUGUGAUACAGCCCGGGAUCGAACCAGGGUCUCUAGUGAUGCCACUAGCACUGAGAUGCAGUGUCUUAGACUGCUGUGCCACAUGGGAGGCAUACAGUAUCCAGUCUAGAACCUUCCAUUCCCUGGACCACUGACUGGUUUAUAACCAGUAUCAAGUAUAGAACAUUCCUUUUCCUGGACAAGUAGGGCUGUGAUGAUACCAGUAUCGCAAUAUUUUUCCAUGGCAAAAAUGAAAACAUGAAGCAGACCAAACUCUUAGGUAUUUUAAAAACCUGCUGUAAGUAAAAUAUUGUGUGCAAUAGGCAGGUUUGUUGUUGAGUAACAAAACGGACGCGUGCGUAACUAUGGGGGAAAACAGACAGGUUGGCUUAGAUUGUUGACAACAUGUCAACUAUAUUUAUUCUCCAAUGUUUAUUGAAAACCAAAAUCCAUUUGCACAAUGAGCACUUGUCUCUCAAAUACA